GUAGCUGAGCUGCAAUCGAUGAUCAAAGAGGCGCAUCACUUCUACAGAGGUCCAAGGAUUAGCUAUCAAGGACGCAAGGCAGAGCUGAUCGCUAAGUUGCUCGCUGUUGCCAAUGCCUACGAGAGAAACAGAACGCCUGAGAAUACCAUCUUUUACAAGAAGUUUUGUGAUCUGCUCGCUUCGAAAAGGAAUCUCGUGUCGUCAGGCUAUUCCUACAACCACAGGACCUACAACGGUGCCCAAAUCCCUCAAACGCUUGGAAGCACGCCGGCUGCUAGCACUUAUGGUGCAUCAUCGACGCCGGUCGCACCGCCCUACAUUCCACCAAAACCGACCUAUCACACAUCGACCUAUGCGCAUUUUUUGCCUUCUUCAGCGGCCCUUCGGCGCUAGCGCUGAUGUCACAUAUGCAGCAACAGUACCACAAACCGGCAGCUUCGCCAUCUCUCCCUUCUACCAAUUUAAAAGUGUUGUCGGUCAAAUUGCAAAAGCUACGAGAGGCCCCUAUGAGCGGAAACGUGUCACUUUUCGUAUCACCCUUAGCACUCAACAAUUCGAGAGCCUCAAAGGACCUAACGCAACACACACAUUGCUUUUGCUCUGCUCGCCAUUUGAACAAUACAGCGUUAGCUCGGUCGCCUGCCCAGCUCCGAUAGAGUUUCCCUCACAAGCCGAAGUUCGCGUCAACGACAAAACCUUGACUCACAGUUUCAAGGGAACAAAGAAAUACCCCGGGCGCGUCGCUCCUCCCGACCUCAAGAAUAUCGGAGACACACUAGGUGAUGUGUUUUCCAUUCCAUUGAACACCAUCGAGUUCUGGUACGUCUGCGCAACAAGAGAUUACGCUUGUGCGAUUGUACAUGUCGAAAAGAUACCUGUCGAGAAGCUGGUCGCAGCAUUGCAAGAUAACAUUCUUUCCAAGGAAAGCGUCCUGGCAACGAUGAAAGCAAGAGCACAGGAUGACGACAUCGUUGCAGGAGCUGCGACUGUCAGCUUGAAGGAUCCGCUGAGUCUCAUGAAGAUGACGAAGCCCGCACGGUCAAAGAAUUGCGACCACGUUCAAUGCUUUGAUCCCAUGAUGUUUUUGCGCACGCACGAGCAGUCGCCUUCGUGGUCGUGCCCAAUUUGCUCGAACAAGAUUAGGUGGUCCGAUGUCAUUAUCGAUGAAUACAUGAGCGACAUCAUCGCCAAUGUAGGGAAGGAUGUUGAGUUGGUCAUCGUGGAGCCAGACGGAAGCUGGCACGUUCAGGGUGAAGAAUCACCCGAGGCGAAUACGCCACGCAGGAAGGAGGACAGCGGGGUCAUUAUGGAUCAGCCUACCAACGCCAACCCUUCUGCAAUCGAUCUGCGCGAUGUUGAAGACUCCCCGCCAAAUCCAGUAACGGCGCGAAUCUCACGUCUCGGAGGAGUAAGCAGGCUGAGCGGGAGUGGCGUGUCGACUCCAGGACGCUCGAGCGAUGUGAUCGACCUGACUGCCGACAGUGACGAUGAUGAGCCUGCUAUCUUGCUGCCACCAAUGACUACGAGCACCAUUGCGGGACAGAAACGCCCUGCUGAAGAGGAGCUGUUGGAUAGCAAAGGCAUGGUCGGCCGCUUUCCUGCACCGAAGCGCUCGCAUUCGUCCAUCGACCCUAACGAUCGAAUGGCGAAUGGAAGCACCCUCGACUCGAUGGGAAGCGGCAAUGGAGACGGUGCUGAUGGCCCGCAGACAGCUUCGCAGCGUUCGCGCCUCGCGGACGGAUCAGAGGUGUCGCCCGAGACGAUGGACCGCUUCUUCCGCGCGGACUCUCCUGCUGACGUCAGCGGCGAUAGAUCUGGGACUUGAUAGGUGCGGUUUCACCAGCAACACUCAUUACCGCAUCGAAAGCAGGUCAUUCAUUAUAUUCGCCAGCUAGUCAGUUAACUGACAUCGCAGCAGCAGGCAUUUCGAACUUUCGCAUUCGUUCGUCCCCCCUUAGGACGUUGGGAUCAUGGGUUAUUUCGCAU
Molecule: messenger RNA, 1986 nt
Organism: Tilletiaria anomala UBC 951
Lineage: Eukaryota; Fungi; Basidiomycota; Exobasidiomycetes; Georgefischeriales; Tilletiariaceae
Exons: 9
Coding region: 113-1825 (570 amino acids)
Biological process (GO): protein sumoylation
Molecular function (GO): SUMO ligase activity; zinc ion binding
Source: RefSeq, a predicted model, not a curated record